UCAAAUCCCACAUUUCCCCAUGACCCCCUUGUCACAUCUGGUCCUCAGCCAAUAGUGUAACUAAGACUCAGAACAUGUAGCUAAAAAACAAGCACAUUGUUCCUUUUCACUACAGCCCCAAUUUUCCUCUGCUGUGUCUCCUGUGCCUUAAAAAAACCCCAAAACAUUUAUAUCCUCCUCCUUCCUCCAAGGAGCCCAAAGCAGUAUACAUGGUUAUGUUUAUCAUCACAACAAUCCUGUGAAGUAGGAUAGGCUGAGAGAGACAUGUCUGAAAGAGUCACCCAGUGAGUUUCAUGGCUGAAUGGGGAUUUGAAUUCAGGUCUCCCCCAUCCUAGUCCAACACUAACCACUAUACCACAUUUUAAGCCCCUCUGGGAAGGACUGUGUGUUCCCCACCCCCCCCUUUUUAAAGUGCCAUGAAUGUGGAUGGAUAAAUUAUACCAUAGGCCAUAUAGAGGGUGAGGGCCCUGAAGAGAAGGAGAAUGAUAACAUGUACUAAAUGGCUCAGACAUAAGGUGCUGUAUAAUAAUAGUUAAAUGUGGCAAGUCCAGCUUGCAAUCUGUUUUUUAAAACUGAAGGAAAAAAUGAGGAAAAUUUGAUGAAGGGAAAUGGAAAAAGUAGAACAUGUGAAAAGAAUCUAGUGCAAGAUGGCAGUGAACUUUUUGUAUAGUGCUUUCAGCGUGCAAAGCACUUCAUGCAUGCUGUCUUCUUAGUCCUUAUAACAAGUGUUGAAGGUAGAUCAGUAUUUUUGCCCUCAGAUUACAGGUGGAGAUUUGAGGCUGAGUUACUUAAGGCUGUGUAUUUAGUUGGUGGCUGAGAUGGAUUUUGAACGGGGGCAUUGUUUUGCAAUGCACAGAAGAGCAACUGCAUGUUUGCUCAGAAAUGGGUUUACUGAGUUCAACGAAACUUGUUCCCUAUGGAGUUUGCACUGGAUUGCACCUUGUAGCCUCUAUACUGGGGAUAGAGCCAUGAGCUGCUGCCCGUCGGUACAUACGGUUCUGAACUAGCUGGACCAAGGAUCUGAUGAAGUAUAAGGCAGCUUCCUAUGUACCUGUUGUGUUGCUUUGUUUUAGUGUGAAGAUUUUUAUCCUGCCUUUUGAUCAAAUGCUAAAACCUACCAGUUGCUUUCUCUGACUGUGUUGUAGCCUAUUGUGUCGUAUAACACACAAGCUGAACAGAUCCCCCCCUGCCCUCACAUUUUCUAAUAAUGACUUGACAAUUUAUUAUCUGUGUUCUACAGCUAAGGUGUGUGUGGUUGCUGCCACUCAUGUUUUGCGUGCUGAUGUAAUUUUAAAAGCUUUGUCUUUAUAAAAUGAAAAGCAUAGCUAUCUUUCCUUCCUCUGUAUAAUAAAAUUGUUCCUCUGUUGCUUCAGUGCUUGUUGACAUGCUUUUAUUGGCUACAUAAAACUUUAUUGUUUUUAUAUUUCUUCAGAGGUUUAGCUAAGGAACUAUAUAUUAUUUUUUGCUUACGUUCAGCUAGGUUUUGAAAUGGAAGCGAGCUGUCUAAAUAUUUUUCCUAAGGAAAAACUGCAUUAAGAAUGUUGUGAGAAGAAACUGAAGAUGUCAUACAAAUAAUUCAUGCAUAAAGGCGCUGCAGAAGUAGGUCAGGCAUAAUGUGCUGGGAAAUAGUUAAUUCCCGGCUUUUCAGUAUAGGCUCUGAGAAUUCUUCUUUGAUGAUGCUGUGGAGUUGCAUUUGCAAAACUGUGGCAGUGGAAAGUCAAAUGGCUGUUGCUAUGUUUUUGCCCACCAUGACAGGUGAAAUUGUACCCGGGAAAUAGAGCCCAGGAUGAGUGUUUAUAAAUAAAUAAUGGUUCUAGGAUACAUUGGCUGUUCAAGAGAAUGUAGCAGGGACCUGUAUGAUGUAGGAAGGAGGACUAGGACUCUUGUCAAAUCACACCCAGUAGUGAAAUCCUUGAGGGGGCCUUAUUUAAUUAGAAGUCCCCGACUUAUCCUUGAAAUCGAUGAGACAAGUGGGUCCUGAUUGACUUAAAUCCCUUUAAUAUUAAUGGAUAACCACCUCAUCUGCAAGUAUGAGAUAUGGAAAACCUGGGCUUGGUAAAAAUUGAGCAGGAGACCUCUUCUGUGGACGCUGAUAUCCGAAAUGCUCACAGCCCUGUUGGCCAUAACUUGAGUAAUUGCAGAAGCAGUCCCUUGUUUAACCCGAAUGGCGUCUCCAGUUUCUCAGGGAAAACUAGCUCUUCCAUAAUAUCUGGCGAGGUUGAUCUGUUGGCUUCCUUUAUGCAAGAUGCUCAGAGCAGUGGUGACUCAGAAAUUUUGAAGAGCUGUGAGACCAAAUGGUUGCGGUUGUUCCAACGGGUGGAGAAGCAAUGCCAAGAUCAGAUAGUGGCUCAGCAAAAACAGUUUUAUCAUCAAAUCCAUCGCAUACAAAAUGAAAUCAGACACCUGGUGAAACUGCAAAACCAGAAUGUGUGUUCGUGCACCAAGCAAAGCUCUCCAGCCAAACUUACAAACAGUUUUUCUUCGCUAGAAAGUCAAAUGGGGCUGCAAUCUGAACAUGAGCUCUUCAUCAAUCGGCUCACAUCUAAUGAAACCGAAAGUCAGCCGGGAGCUUCGGCUGUGCAUCAGGAGUGCCGUGCAAACAGUGUUUCGAUGAGCAGUGGCUAUGGCACCUGUACCACAGCAGAACUGAGUCCUAGCAAACCUAAAGACAUUCAGACGUGCAUGGAAAAUACAGAGGAAGUUACCAAAAGACGGGAUGCUACAUCGUUGGCACAGGAGGAGUUUCUUACAGCCAGUAUUCAAAACAAAAGAGAGUGCACACAUGCAGCAGUAAAGCAUUGUCCCUCAUUAAAGGAUGAUAUAGUUUUUUCUGCUGAAUUUGAGCAUACGACUAAUGAAGGUCAGUGUGGAAAAAUAAACUGUAAAUCUUUAACAUCAUGGGCCCAAAAGCUGAAACAAAACCAGCAGAAGAAAACCAAUGUGGAAGAAGGGGAUGUGCAUUAUGUGCAAGGAAAAGAGCAAGCACAGAAAUUAACACGGGAGGAUACUAACCCUACUGCUGCUUCUCCACCAUCUUAUCCUUUUUACCUCAGUCAACCAAAUGGAAGCCAAAACUCUUUAGUGUCUGACACUUCAGGACUGACAUAUUGGAAACUAGAUGAGAAGGAGAUGUACCAUUCUUUGCCUGAGAACUUUGGGAAUGAAUUUGGCAUAUUUGCAGCAAAGGCGUCCUCGGACCAGUCUUCUUCUGGUGAUGAGAUGAAGCCAUCAUCCUUAAAGGAAAUCUAUCAUAAGAAGCAAAGGGAAAGUAAGCAGUUUGUAGACUGGAAUUUUUCUCCGUCACAAUCGACUCAUCCCCCUGAGAUCCUGACCCUAGACCCAACGCUGCACAUGAAACCAGGACAACAGAAUCCAGAGCUACCUUCACACGGUGUCUAUGGGACCCCAGAGAAGGUUUCUUUUUCUCCGGACUCCAUGGCAGAUCCUGCUUUUUUUGUUGAUUCAGAUAUGGAUUCAUUUUCACACACAAGUACUGUAACAUCACCUCAGUCUAUUGGGUCUCCAAAGUAUAUUUCCAGUACAACAGUUUUGCACACAGGCUCCUGGAAUAGCUGCAUGUUCCAGAAUGAAGCCAACGCCAGCAGUUCUUCACCUGUGCACAUCGGUCAUCCCAGCAACAAGAUCCUAAACCCUGAGGAAGAAGACAACUUAACUCUAACUCCAUCUUCAACUGCCGAGUCUCAGCCACUGUCUGCUGACAGUAGUUUACCAGAAUAUAGUAUUUCGGUGACAUGUAUGGAAGAUCCUGUGGUGCUGUCCAAGAUCAGGCAGAAUCUGAGGGAAAAACAUGCCCGGCACAUCGCUGAUCUACGAGCUUAUUAUGAUUCAGAGAUUCAAAGCUUAAAACAGCAGCUGGAGGCAAGCCAUCAGCCUCCUUUGGAAGACCUGAAGAAAAUCAAUCAAAAUCUUGUUGACAGGUGUAACCAGUUGGAGGGAACACUAAGCGCUGCUAAUAAUCGCACACGAGCCCUUGAAAAUAAAAAUAACACCCUGGAAGUGGAAGUGACUGACUGGAGGGAGCGCUUCUAUGCUGUCAGCAAUACCACCAAAGCCUUACAAGAGCGUCUUGAAGAGAUGCGCACCAGCGGCAAAGAGAAAGACAACACCAUCAGCCGUCUGAAGAGGAGGCUAAAGGACCUCGAAGAAGCCUUUGAAAAAGCCUAUAAGCUCUCCGAUAAUAAAGACGCCAGGUUAAAGGAAGAAAACAAGAUGUUUCAAAAUCUUUUAGGAGAAUAUGAAUCCCUUGGGAAAGAACACGAAAGAGUAAAGGAUACAUUAAAUAUCACUGAGAACAAAUUGCUUGAUGCACACACUCAGAUUUCUGAUUUGAAAAGAACGGUCUCGAAACUUGAAGCUCAAAUCAAGCAGUUAGAACACGAGAACCUGCUAAAAUUUCGUCAUUUAGCAGACAGUCACUUCAGAACAUCUUAUGCCAACAAACUAGCAAGCUGUGAUGUCAGCAGAAGGAAAUGGCUGAUACCAGGAGCAGAAUAUUCCAUCUUCACAGGCCAGCCGUUAGAAGCCCAGGAGAAUCCCAAAGAUAAUCGGCUUGAAGAGACCUUUGUGGCUUGCAGGCGCUAUUCGCCCCCAGAAAAGGAUUCCUCUCCAGAUCCCUCGCUUACCAGUGAAACUGUAAAAAAGGAAACGGAGGCCCCAGAAACGCCCAUCUUAAAAGCCUUUAAAGAACUCGAGGAAAGGAGGGCCUUGAGAAGCUGUGGCGCUCGGACCGAGAAGGAGGAGGCGGCUUCUGCAAAAGCAACCAGCCGGCGUCCAACCGUUGGGUUUGAUGAAACUGCUCUCAGUGCCAGCCGGUCCCCCGAGAAAGGCAGAGACCAUCUCAGGCACAAAAGACACAGCUCUCCUAGCGGCCAGAGGUCUUCGUCUCUCCCGCCUUCCAGCAGGAAAUCGAACACUCCAACAAGGCGAGAGAUCAUGCUGACUCCAAUUGCCGUGACCUACAGCCCAAAGCGGUCUCCCAAAGAGAACCUGUCUCCGGGAUUUAGCCACUUGCUCAGCAGAACUGAGAACAUGGUGACAAGGUUUGAUGUUCUUCUUGAUGAUCUGGAAACUGCUCCUAUGCCUGUCUCGCAAUACAGCAGCCCUCGGAAAAAGCUCCAGUUUCUUUCAGUAGGUGACACAGAAGAAAUGCAGCAAGCAAGUCCAGCUGAAACCAGCUGUGCAAAGCAUUCCUCUUACGCAGCGGAGCCUUUGCGUGCAGGCACAAAAAGAGGCACCAUGAGGCCAGCUUGGGAAGAGGAGAGCUCUGCAUAUGCUCAGGAGCCAUGCCAGUCUUCAGCAGCACCAGCAGCUCAUGAGGCAGAUUUCAGACAUGUUUCGAGGAUUAAAACACUGGCUGAAACGGAGAGGCUUUUUGAUGAGCUCGCACAUGAAAAGCAGCAGAUAGAGGCCCAGUUAAGCCGAAUACCUGGUACUGGAGGGAGAAUGACUCUGCAAGCAAGACUGAACCAGGAAGCCUUGGAAGACCAGUUGGAAAGGAUCAACAGAGAACUGGGCUCCGUCCGUAUGGUCCUGAAGAGAUUCCACGUUUUGCAUACCUCGGCAAAUAUUUGAGAUGUCUUUAUUUACUUUGAGAGAUCCUUGUGUUUGCACUAAAGUAUAAUAAUUAUGCACUCUGGGAAUGCAAGUUGUUUUGUAUUUUUGUAAACUCUGCCGCAGUUUGGCAAUCAUGUUUCCCUUUACACACAGCAACCUUUUGUAUUGAGCCACAUAUAUUUUAAAAACCUAUUUUUCUUACACCUGAAGGAAUUGAUCUGCCAAUUCUGUAUUUUCCUACUUUUGAUGACGUGUUAAUAGUCUUCUUUUUAAGACAGCGGACACAAAUUCUUUGUAAGUGCAGAGAAACAGAGGCAGCUUGUUUUGUUUGUUUGUUUAAUCAUGUAGCAAUAGAUUUUUGCGGUGCCCCCUCUGCUCACCGGUUUUUGUAGCGCUAGAUACCUGUCUUGUAAAGUAAAUUAUGAUGAAGUAUGGGUUUUUUAUUUAUGCUAAACAUGAAAUUGCAGCUUCUUGCUGUGAAGUGAGCUCCAGUCCUUCCACAGCUUGUAGUUCAGAUAUGGCAUCUUAUUUCAUGAACUCCCUUCUCUCUCUCCCCACCCGCUGCCCACUCUCCAGUUGCAGCACGGUGUUUUCAGUUAAGUGCAGGCUGAGAAGACUAUUGGAAUAUCUAUAUAAAUGCACAGCAAUAUACUAGUGGGGAAAUAUUUUUAAAGUGUUAUUUUGCAUGUUUGUCACAGAAAUAUGAAUUAAAACUGAGUUACCUAAA
Hemicordylus capensis (graceful crag lizard) is the source of this 6301-nucleotide messenger RNA. RefSeq names its product M-phase phosphoprotein 9 (gene MPHOSPH9). Bases 2038 to 5592 code for a protein of 1184 amino acids. The transcript is spliced from 25 exons. The record is from RefSeq and is a predicted model, not a curated record. Gene Ontology annotation, cellular component: centriole. NCBI's taxonomy places the organism in Eukaryota, Metazoa, Chordata, Lepidosauria, Squamata, Cordylidae.